AUUGAUUUGAUUUGAUCUCUAGGUUAAGCGAUAUUAUUGUUUCAUGCCAUUUCCUUAGCUUAUGCUUGCCCUCGACAUGCUUGUGAAAGAAAAUUCAGAUAAUUUGAACUGCUUUUCCGAAUUAUGCAAUCACUAUUCACUACCCUGCUAUGAUAGGCAACAAGAUGGAAUGGAUCUCAUCCUUUUUGGGGCGUUAGUUGCGUGUAUAACAUGCUUCUGAAGCUAAAAGUACCUCCCAGCAAUUCCUUUGUACUGAUUUCUUCGUAAAAUUAAGAUGCUUGGUUCUUGCAAAGUAGUUGAUGCUCAUGUUAAUUUUGAGUUACCUGCUGUCCCUUUACCAUAGGGCAACUCCCACAAAGCACAAUGGAAUGUCAGCUUUGUCAGCCUCUAACUCUAAUUGAGUGAAUUACACAUAUGCUAAAGCUUAUACGAUACUUGUAACCUUCACCAAAUAGAGUUUGGGCGGAUGACAUCUAAGAUAUAUUGGAUGAGGGUUUCUUCUUUGUUCCAUAUUAUUUAUGUGUAAACUAGUCAUAGCGUUCUUUUUGUUGUCUCUACCUUUUUAUUUGAAAUAUAUAAGUGUUAUGAAAUGAUUUUAAUAUCUCAACCACUUGAAAUUAUUCACAAACUAUUAGAAAAGUAGAUACUAGAUACUUGUCAAUAAAUUGAUGGUACUUAAGCAGUUGGAAAUUGACGCUUCUUUCUGGUAUUAUUAUUUGCAUAGUUGAGAACAGGGCCUUAUCAUUCUAAGUUUACUUCCUUAACAGCAUACAAGACUACAAUAAUUUUAUGGAAUAAAAUGCAAUUGCAACUUCAUUCAUGGCCUUAGCAAAUGCAAUUACUUGGUCAACAUGUAUCCUACUGAUAGAAGGUACCGAGCCAUUACCAGUGCGUACUACCGAGGAGCUGUUGGUGCCUUACUUGUAUAUGAUGUCACACGGCAUUCUACAUUUGAGAAUGCUUCAAGGUGGUUGAAAGAGUUGAGGGAUCACACAGACCCUAACAUUGUGGUCAUGCUAAUUGGAAACAAAUCGGAUCUCCGACACCUCAUUGCCGUCCCAACAGAUGAUGGAAAAUCUUUCGCAGAGAGGGAAUCUCUCUACUUCAUGGAGACUUCUGCUUUGGAGGCAACCAAUGUUGAGAAUGCAUUCACUGAGGUUCUUACUCAGAUAUAUCGCAUAGUAAGCAAGAGAGCUGUCGAGGCCGGGGACAACAGUGAUACUUCCGCCGUUCCCUCUAAAGGACAGACAAUAAAUGUGAAAGAGGAUUCUUCGGUUUUGAAGAGAUUUGGAUGCUGCUCAAACUAAAUGGUUGUGCCAUCUUGUAAAUGCUUUCACGUGAAUCCUUAUAGGUUCUUGUAGAAUAAUGCUAGCUUUUACCUAUUGUUUUUGGAUAUUGUUGUUAACAAACCAUGCACAUGCAGCAUUUAUGUUUUGCAAAACGAUUAUUCUAAAAACGUGCUUGAAACAAACUGAUCCACCCAAGUUGGUAGAGGUCAGUUUUAUUUGCAAUAUUCAAUUCUAGUGCAGUUGUAAGUUUGAA
Arachis ipaensis is the source of this 1542-nucleotide messenger RNA. The record is from RefSeq and is a predicted model, not a curated record. Lineage: Eukaryota; Viridiplantae; Streptophyta; Magnoliopsida; Fabales; Fabaceae.